UCAAAUUUGCAUUUCAAUUGGUUUGGGUAAUUAGCGUUCCAACUUUUUACCUCAUCCAUGAUCAUGAUCAUCUUCUAUAUCUUAUUCAUCAUUUCAUUUUGUUCGUCUGCCGAUGGUGAUGAAUUUAGAAACUGUAGCCUUCUUUACAACUGUGGAAGCUUACGGGGAAUAGGAUAUCCUUUCUGGGGAGGUGAUAGGCCGGACUAUUGUGGUCGCCAAGACUUUGGCCUGGACUGUGUAGAUGGUCAAUACACAACCAUGCUGCUUGAUGAUCUGUCUUAUGUGAGUUAUCGUGUAUUGGCAAUUGAUGCAUCAAUUCCCAAGAUGACCAUUGCUCGCGAUGAUCUUUGGAAUAACAUUUGUCCAGACCAAUAUUCAUUCCAUAACAAUGCCACCUUGUCAAACUUUAACCUCAACUCAGCUAGAACUGCAAGGAAUCUCCACAUAUUCUAUGGUUGUACUGCUGAGGUUAUAGCCAAAGUACAAGUUCAAAGUAAUGUUACUUGUUCAAUAGACGGAGAAAAGGGUGGAGUUUUUUUUUGCAGAUGAAUUUGUAUCUGGUGUUGAGGGAUGCAAGGUCAGCUUGGUUGUUUCGAUCCAGUUGGCAGCUUACAAUGACCUCUGGGACAGGAAAAUCACACUUGAAGAAGCUUUGACUCAGGGGUUCGAUGUCGAGUAUAAUGCUGCCCUUGCGGCCUGCUCUUCAUGUGAGGCUUCUGGGGGAAAAUGUGGAUCUAAUUCAACAUAUGAAUUUAUUUGCAUUUGUCAAGAUCAGUCCUAUCCGAUGCUUUGUCCUAAACAUGGUAUGGUGUGUUUUUCUUACUCAUGUUUUUAUUUAAAUCUUUAAUUUCAUAUUGCUUUCUUUUGUCCUAGUAAUCAUUUUUGGGCAUGCAAUGAUAUGAACCUUCACCGUAGACAACAUCACUCGGAAAAUGUUGAAAUUUAGUGCAAAUAGGAUUCUGAAAAGUUUGAAGCAAACGCAAACGUUGGAGAUCGUACGCAAACGAUUGCAGGUGCUUGGAAUUGUGCCUUUUGCACCUCGACCAAACCCAAAACUUCUUCUAAACUAGACCAAAAAAAAAA
Coffea arabica (coffee) is the source of this 1083-nucleotide messenger RNA. RefSeq names its product PR5-like receptor kinase. Lineage: Eukaryota; Viridiplantae; Streptophyta; Magnoliopsida; Gentianales; Rubiaceae. Gene Ontology annotation, molecular function: ATP binding; protein kinase activity. Gene Ontology annotation, biological process: protein phosphorylation. The record is from RefSeq and is a predicted model, not a curated record.